Messenger RNA from Peromyscus maniculatus bairdii (prairie deer mouse), 10610 nucleotides. The record is from RefSeq and is a predicted model, not a curated record. NCBI's taxonomy places the organism in Eukaryota, Metazoa, Chordata, Mammalia, Rodentia, Cricetidae.
UCCACCCCCAGGCAGCGUUAGCCUUCUCCAUCAUCCUGACCCAGGGAGGGAGAAGUGUCAGGAGGAAACUCCUCACCCUAAUCUGCCCCACCACACACCCACCGGCUCACCUCAUGCCUGAGCCCCGGGUGGGUGAGGGUGAAGAACCCACCCAGCCAAGAUGAAACCUUUCCUGGGGGCUGCCGCCGCUACUGUCUUGCCCCUGAUCCUGGGGCCCUGCAGGUGGGAGACUGGUCCUGGAAGGAGCCCUGGCAGCCGGCUGCAGAGGAGGUGAAGAGGGUUUAAGAAGAGGCACCCAUCCCAGAGGCGGAAACUGAUUGCCUUCGCCCGUGUAGACGCGUUUAGGAGAGGAGGACCUGUUGGUGGACAGUAGUUGAACCCGGCUCCUAGGCUGCCCUUCCCUGGCAACGGCAGCAUCAUGAGCCAGUUUCAGGUGCCCUUGGCGGUCCAGCCGGACCUGCCAGGCCUUUACGAUUUCCCGCAGGGCCAGGUGAUGGUAGGGGGCUUCCAGGGGCCCGGGCUUCCUAUGGCUGGGAGUGAGAGCCACCUGCGAGGGGGUGGAGAUGGGCGAAAGAAAAGAAAAAGGUGUGGGACCUGUGAGCCCUGCCGGCGGCUGGAGAACUGUGGGUCUUGUACCAGCUGCACUAAUCGUCGCACGCACCAGAUCUGCAAACUUCGCAAGUGUGAGGUGCUGAAGAAAAAAGUGGGCCUGCUUAAGGAGGUGGAAAUAAAGGCUGGUGAAGGAACGGGGCCUUGGGCACAAGGGGCGACUGUCAAGACAGGCUCGGAGCUCAGCCCAGUUGAUGGACCUGUUCCAGGUCAGAUGGACUCAGGGCCAGUGCACCAUGGAGAGCCAAGGCAGCUAAGCACCUCAGGGGCGCAGGUCAAUGGUGCUAGAGAGCCCGCCGGACCCAGUCUGCUGGGAGCUGCAGGUCCUUGGCGGGUAGACCAGAAGCCCGACUGGGAAGCUGCCUCAGGCUCUGCUCACACUGCUCGCUUGGAAGAUGCCCACGAUCUGGUGGCCUUUUCGGCGGUGGCCGAAGCUGUGUCCUCUUAUGGGGCCCUUAGCACCCGGCUCUAUGAAACCUUCAACCGUGAGAUGAGUCGUGAGGCUGGGAAAAACAGCAGGGGCGCCCGGCCUGAGAGCUGUUCUGAGGGCAGUGAAGACCUCGACACACUACAGACAGCCCUGGCCCUUGCAAGGCAUGGCAUGAAACCACCCAACUGCAAUUGCGAUGGCCCAGAGUGCCCCGACUACCUCGAGUGGCUGGAGGGGAAGAUCAAGUCUGUGGCCAUGGAGGGAGGGCAGGAGCGACCCAGGCUCCCAGGCACUCUGCCUCCUGGUGAGGCUGGCCUCCCAGCCCCAAGCACCAGACCACUCCUUAGCUCUGAGGUCCCCCAGGUACCUCCCCUGGAGGGCCUGCCUCUGUCUCAGAGCGCCUUGAGCAUCGCCAAGGAAAAAAACAUCAGCCUGCAGACAGCCAUCGCCAUCGAGGCCCUCACCCAGCUCUCCUCUGCCCUCCCUCAACCUCAUUCCACCUCCCAAGCUUCCUGUCCGCUCCCUGAGGCCUUGUCCCCUCCUGCCCCUUUCAGGUCUCCCCAGUCCUACCUCCGGGCCCCCUCGUGGCCCGUGGUUCCCCCAGAGGAACAUCCAUCCUUUGCUCCCGAUAGCCCAGCCUUCCCUCCAGCAACUCCAAGAACUGAGUUUCCCGAAGCAUGGGGUACUGACACCCCUCCGGCAACACCCCGGAACUCCUGGCCUGCACCCCGCCCAAGCCCUGACCCAAUGGCUGAACUGGAGCAGCUGUUGGGCAGUGCCAGUGAUUACAUCCAGUCAGUAUUCAAGCGGCCCGAGGCCCUGCCCACCAAGCCCAAGGUCAAGGUGGAGGCCCCCUCCUCCUCCCCUGCCCCAGCGCCAUCCCCUCUUUCCCAGCGGGAGGCUCCCUUGCCAUCCCCAGAGCCUGACGCCCACCAGAAGGCCCAGACGGCGCUGCAGCAGCACCUUCACCACAAGCGCAGCCUCUUCCUGGAACAGGCCCACGAUGCCUCCUUCCCUGCUCCCACGGAGCCUCAGGCCCCUGGCUGGUGGGCCCCGCCAGGCUCACCCGCCCCCCGGCCUCCUGACAAACCACCCAAGGAGAAGAAGAAGAAGCUCCCUACCCCAGCUGGAGGUCCUGUGGGAGCUGAGAAAACGGCUCCUGGGAUCAAGCCCAGUGUCCGAAAGCCCAUUCAGAUCAAGAAGUCCAGGUCCCGGGACAUGCAGCCUCUCUUCCUGCCUCUUCGGCAAAUUGUUCUGGAAGGGCUAAAAUUCCAAGUCUCAGAGGAAGUGCAGGCGCCUCCACCUGCCCAGCUCCCUGCCCCGGCUCCUGCCCCCCAGGGUGCUGCCUCCCAGAGCCCUGCUGCCCCUCUCCCCCCAGAACCCUCUCUUGCGCUAUUUGCACCUAGUCCCUCCGGGGACAGCCUGCUGCCCCCUACUCAGGAAAUGAGGUCCCCCAGCCCUAUGGCAGCCCUACAGCCAGGCUCCACCGGAGGCCCCCUCCCCCCUGCUGAUGACAAGCUGGAAGAGCUCAUCCGGCAAUUUGAAGCUGAAUUUGGGGAUAGCUUUGGGCUUCCCGGCCCUCCUUCGGUGCCCAUUCAAGACCCCGAGAACCAAUCAUGUUUCCCAGCUCUGGGGAGCCCUUUCGUCGCCCGCUCCCCCAAGAAGAUCAAGAUUGAGUCUUCAGGGGCUGUGACUGUGCUCUCGACCACCUGCUUCCAGUCAGAGGAGGGAGGCCAGGAGGCCACGCCCACCAAGGCUGAGAACCCACUCACCCCCACCCUCAGUGGCUUCUUGGAAUCACCUCUUAAGUACCUGGACACACCCACCAAGAGUCUUCUGGACACACCUGCCAAGAGGGCCCAGGCUGAAUUUCCCACCUGCGAUUGUGUCGAACAAAUAGUGGAGAAAGAUGAAGGCCCAUAUUACACUCACCUGGGAUCUGGCCCCACAGUAGCCUCUAUCCGGGAACUCAUGGAGGAGCGGUAUGGAGAAAAGGGGAAAGCUAUCCGGAUCGAGAAGGUCAUCUACACGGGGAAGGAAGGGAAGAGUUCUCGAGGCUGUCCCAUUGCCAAGUGGAUCAUCCGAAGACACACAGUGGAGGAGAAGCUCCUCUGCCUGGUGCGGCAUCGGGCGGGCCACCAUUGUGAGAACGCCGUGAUUAUCAUCUUGAUCCUGGCCUGGGAGGGUAUCCCUCGCAGCCUUGGAGACACCCUUUACCAGGAGCUCACUGAUACCCUCCGGAAGUAUGGAAACCCCACCAGCCGGAGAUGUGGCCUCAAUGAUGACCGGACCUGCGCCUGCCAAGGCAAAGACCCCAACACCUGCGGUGCCUCCUUCUCCUUCGGCUGUUCCUGGAGCAUGUACUUCAACGGCUGCAAGUACGCCCGCAGCAAGACACCACGCAAGUUCCGCCUCACGGGGGACAACCCCAAGGAGGAAGAAGUGCUCCGGAAUAGCUUCCAGGACCUGGCCACUGAAGUUGCUCCUCUGUACAAGCGGCUUGCCCCCCAGGCCUAUCAGAACCAGGUGACCAAUGAGGAAGUGGCGAUCGACUGCCGCCUGGGGCUGAAGGAAGGGCGGCCCUUCUCAGGGGUCACAGCCUGCAUGGACUUCUGUGCCCACGCCCACAAGGACCAACACAACCUCUACAAUGGGUGCACUGUGGUCUGCACCCUGACCAAGGAAGACAAUCGCUGCGUGGGCCAGAUCCCCGAGGACGAGCAGCUGCAUGUACUGCCCCUGUACAAGAUGGCCAGCACGGAUGAGUUUGGCAGUGAGGAGAAUCAGAAUGCCAAGGUGAGCAGCGGGGCCAUCCAGGUGCUCACGGCCUUCCCUCGAGAGGUCCGGCGUCUGCCCGAGCCCGCCAAGUCCUGCCGCCAACGGCAGCUAGAAGCCAGGAAGGCAGCGGCCGAGAAGAAGAAGCUGCAGAAGGAGAAGCUGAGCACACCGGAGAAGAUCAAGCAGGAGGCCUUGGAGUUGGCUGGCGUCACCACCGACCCGGGCCUGUCUCUGAAGGGUGCAUUGUCCCAGCAAAGCCUGAAGCCCUCCCUCAAGGUGGAGCCGCAGAACCACUUCAGCUCCUUCAAGUACAGCGGCAACGCGGUGGUGGAGAGCUACUCGGUGCUAGGCAGCUGCCGGCCCUCCGACCCCUACAGCAUGAGCAGCGUGUAUUCCUACCACUCUCGCUAUGCACAGCCCGGCCUGGCCUCCGUCAAUGGCUUCCACUCCAAGUACCCCCUUCCCUCCUUCGGCUACUAUGGCUUUCCGUCCAGCAACCCUGUCUUCCCCUCCCAGUUCCUGGGCCCCAGUGCCUGGGCGCACGGGGGCAGUGGAGGCAGUUUUGAGAAGAAGCCAGACCUCCAUGCUCUACACAGCGGCCUGAACCCGGCCUACGGCGGUGCUGAAUUUGCCGAGCUGCCGGGCCAGGCUGUGUCCACAGACGCCCACCACCCCACCCCUCACCACCAGCAGCCUGCUUACCCAGGCCCCAAGGAAUACCUGCUACCCAAGGUCCCCCAGCUCCACCCGGCAUCCAGGGACCCCUCUCCCUUUGCUCAGAGCUCCAGUUGCUACAACAGGUCCAUCAAGCAAGAGCCAGUGGACCCUCUGACCCAGGCCGAGUCCAUGCCCAGAGACUCUGGGAAGAUGGGCAGAACACCCUUGCCCGAGGCAUCUCAGAAUGGGGGACCCAGUCACCUAUGGGGACAGUACUCAGGAGGCCCAAGCAUGUCCCCCAAGAGGACUAACGGUGUGAGCGGCAACUGGGGAGUGUUCCCUUCCGGGGAAAGUCCCACCAUCGUUCCAGACAAGCUCAAUUCUUUCGGGGCCAGCCGUCUGACCCCUUCACACUUCCCAGAGAGCCAGUGGGGACUGUUCGCUGGUGAAGGUCAGCAGGCCGCCCCCCAUCCUGGAGGGCGGCUCCGGGGCAAGCCAUGGAGCCCCUGCAAGUUUGGAAACGGCACCUCGGCCUUGACUGGUUCCAGCCUGACUGAGAAGCCGUGGGGGGUCGGAUCAGGGGAUUUCAACUCUGCCCUGAAAGGUGGUCCUGGGUUCCAAGACAAGCUGUGGAAUCCUGUGAAAGUCGAGGAAGGAAGGAUUCCCACGCCGGGGCCCAGCCAGCUGGACCAGGCCUGGCAGGCCUUUGGCAUGCCCCUGGGCUCCAGUGAGAAGCUCUUCGGGGCCCUGAAGGCAGAGGAGAAGCUGUGGGAUCCCUUCAGCCUGGAGGAGGGGACGGCUGAGGAGCCCCCCAGCAAGGGGGUGAAGGAAGAGAAGAGCGGCCCCGGAGUGGAGGAGGAAGAGGAGGAGCUGUGGUCAGACAGUGAACACAACUUCCUGGACGAGAACAUUGGCGGCGUGGCCGUGGCCCCCGCCCACUGCUCCAUCCUCAUCGAGUGUGCCCGGCGAGAGCUGCAUGCCACCACGCCACUCAAGAAACCCAACCGCUGCCACCCCACCCGCAUCUCGCUGGUCUUCUACCAGCACAAGAACCUCAACCAGCCCAACCACGGGCUGGCACUCUGGGAGGCCAAGAUGAAGCAGCUGGCGGAGCGGGCGCGGCAGCGGCAGGAGGAGGCCGCCCGCCUGGGCCUGGGCCCGCAGGAGGCCAAGCUCUAUGGGAAGAAGCGCAAGUGGGGGGGUGCUAUGGUGUCUGAGCCCCAGCACAAAGAGAAGAAGGCUGUCCCCACCCGGCAGGCGCUGGCCAUGCCCACGGACUCUGCGGUCACCGUGUCCUCCUACGCCUACACAAAGGUCACUGGCCCCUACAGCCGCUGGAUCUAGGUGCCGGGAGCCAGCGUACCUCAGCGUCGGGCCCGGCCCGAGCUGCCUCUGGUGCUUUUGCCCUCAUGCCCGGGGGCGGGUUGGGGGUGCAGAAGUCUCUCUAUAUCUACAUAUAUGGAUAUGCCUAUCAUAUAUAUGUAUUUAUGGUCCAAACCUCAGAACUGACCCGCCCCUCUCUCUCCUACUUCCCCAGCACUUUGAAGAAGAAACUACGGCUGUCGGGUGAUUUUUUUUUUUCUUUCUUUCUUUCUUUUUUUUUUUUUUUGGUGAUCUUAAUAUUUAUAUCUCCACAUUGUUUGAUUUUUUUUUCUUCCCUUGUUUUGAGGGGCUCUUAUUUUCUCUUUGUUUUUAAAACUUUAUCCUUGUAUAUCACAAUAAUGGAAAGAAAGUUUAUAGUGUCCUUUCACAAAGGAGCGUAGUUUUAAAUUCCAUUUAAAAUGUGUAUUUAUUGGGUUUUUUUUUGUUUUUGUUUUUAAGCAACAAUAGCAAUGGUUACAGAUGGCAGGAAAGGCAGGUAGUGCUUCCUGCCGGGUGAGCCCAGCCUCCUGGGAGCGGCAGGUUCUCCCAGCCAUCUGCCCCCCACAAACCAAGGUUAGCAUGCAGCCCUGGUCUGUCCCUCCUUCCCACAGGCCGGGGAGCCUUUGGGACCACCCCGUUCCCCUCUGUGGAAUGGGAUAAGCUGUAGACCUCUGGGGGCCCGGCCUGGAGAUGCUGGUGUUAUAGAGAUCCCCGAAACCAGGUUUGGAAGUAGGCGGCUUCAAGCUUGCUAGUCUCCACACUGAAUCCUCUCUGUCCGUUAUUUAUCAAGUCAUAUGAUGUCCUGGUUCGCUAGGCAGCCCCUCACACCGGACAGGAACGAGAGGCUCCUCAGGAGCCCUUCCCAUCUCAUUGAUAAAGCCAGUGAGGACCGACCGGGCUGAAGGAAGCUUAGUGGCAUUUUUUUAAAAAAUCGCCCCAAAGUUUGUCGAUACUGAAAAAGGGCUACUGUAUCUUUGAAAACAAGAAGUCGAACCCAAGCUGUGAAGAGCCGGCGUGCGGUGCGGUGCAGUGCGGUGCUGUGUGGUGCUGGAGCCUGGUGCUGUAGUGUCGUGCUGGGACUUUCCCGACUCAGGGCAGGUGGCGUCCUGCCAGAGCUCAGCAAGCCCGUGUGAUGGCAGGUCACUCAUCGUCCUUAUUCCUGGACCUUCACAAGGGACAAUGGUGCAGUCCUCCGGCCCUCACAGGGCAUGGCCUACGCUUCAUUUUAAAGUGCAAGGGUCAGGCGUUUUCAACAGGUUGCUAAUGCUUUCCUCCCCUGCGGGGGCCAGUUCUCCAUUGGAUCUCUCUCUUUCCUCUCCUCCUCACCUCCCCUGUCACACACCUGUUCUGAAAUCCUGGUGCAUUCGUUUAGAUCUUUGAAAGGAGAGUGUUGGUGCUUUUUUCAUUUCUGUGACAUUGUUGAGAGAGGCCGGGCCUGACAGGUGGACGAGGCGCUGGUCUGCAGCGUGUCGGAGUUCACGGAGUGUGCGUUCGUUUUCUGAUGCUGUUAGCCAUGUUAUCAUCCAGCUGCUCGCGUGGACGUGUGUGCUGAGUGGGGGGCUUCAUCGGGACACACGCGGAGUAGCAGCCGGUCCCCGAGACAGCAGUGAUCAAGUAGUUCUAGCCAGGUGUGGUCUUCAUAAACUGAGCGUAGCAAUCCCGUGGCAGUGCUGAAGGCAGGUCCGAGUCCCCGAGCUUCGCGGUGCCUUGUGCCAGAGCUGAGAGCCGAGCGGCUGGGUGUUGACUGUAGCCCUUCGGAAGCACUGGCAGAGAGUGGCUAAAAGGUGUCCUGAGCAUUUUUGUGGUCUGGUUUUAACUGUAAAUAGUGAAAAGAUUUUUUUAAGCACUUUUGCCUAGAUUUAAACAGCAACUUGAAAAGAAUAAAAAGUACAUUUUAACAUGUAAUUGUGGGAGAAACUGUAAAUAGUAGCUGAAUAUUUAAUGUGCUUUGUCAAUCCACCUUCACCAUAUUCUGUAAAGUUGCAGUUAUUUUACAGGACAGAAAAAAAUGAAAUAUUAUUGCUUUUGAAAUAAAUACCCAAGAGCUUAUCAGGAUUUAGAAUUAUUCAGAAUUCAGAUUUAUAGGAAAGCCUCUGACCUUCUGUUUGACGAGCUAAGGAGUCAGAGGCUUUAAGGCGCAUGCUAAUUUUCUAGUUUUGAGGGAGAAUUGGGUCCUUUAAAUGCUAUUUUGCUUAAUCGCAUCAGUACUUUUAUGCAGGUCUCAUCGGACUCCGUGCUUAGGUAGACGCGGGGGUGCCUUGAAAAACUUCAUUUUAAAUGAUCUUAAAUAUGAUAUUUUACAAAGCAUUUGGAGAAUGUGACCGUGUACACGGCCCGUGGAAGCCCCAGGUUGGCUGUUAGCUUGCGAGGUCCCAGGUGUGGCCCAGGUGCGUCUGCUGUUGGCGGUGUGUGGAUCUCUCCGACGUGUAUUCAGUAUGCUCCAGCCCUCCUCACCCUUUGGUAGCAAAGCCAUCAGAUGAAUGGAGAAACCAGUUCAAGCUAAAAAGCAUGUGACGUCCAUCCCCCAAGCCUGCACAGCCUUGGUUCAUAAGCUCUAGAAGGCCGGGAAACGGGCUGCUGUGAGGUGAGGUGAGGCAAGAGGCGUUCUGUGUUGGCCUUUCAGGUCCCAGCGAGCGCUGUUCCAGGGCUCAGUGCUGUGGCUGUGCUUGAGCCCGUGCUGAUUUUCACACACUACAUGUAUAACCUACCUCAAAUCUGUCAUUGAAAUGAGCAUGCUUUAGACGUGUAUUUAAGACGUAACUAUGCACAGUUCUAUACCCCCCACCCCUUGCUGCUGAAGGCUUCUUAAAGAGAAAAAUCAAAAUUUUUAUUUUUUACUGGCACUAUCAUUUUUUAAGUCCUGAAGAUGAUUGACAAGACAUUUUUAUCAUGAGAAGAAGAAAAAAAAUAAAAAAUAAAGCCAUUGCAACUCAAGAACCUGACAGCAUGAGCGAGUUUUAGAGAAAGUACCAUUAUAGCAAGGGAGGUGACGGCCUUGGAGUCCGCUCCCAGUGUGCCCGUCCACGGCCACAGUCCACGUGCAGUGCAAGCGUUCGGUGCCCCGUCCGCCCCCACCCUGCUUUGUCUUGUUCCGUUCUCCCUGCCCGGUGUGUGCGAGAGGACUCGGGAAGCUCUACCCCGAGAGGUUUUCUUUCAGAAUAAAAGUCAUUCUGCAGCAGGUUCUCAUGAAAUAACUGGUGCUAGCUGAAGAGACCACCUGUCGGUAGCUCCACUGAGGGUGUCGCCCAGGUCAGAGGGCUCGGUUUGGGGUCUGGUCCCCCAGCCCUCCUGGGCGCUGCUUUGCCGAUUCGCUGAGGUGGCCCUGGUGCCCGGGGAAGGGAUUCUGCCUCCUCUGGUCCUCCCACCUGCUCUUGGGGAAACAGUUUGCAGAGCGAGGGAUUCGAGUGUGCUAAGGGGGGACAGAGGUAGCUGGGCUCUGCUGCUUCGUAGUUGAUGGUGGUGGACGUGUGAGGGUGGUUGACAGUAGCUGAAAACCUAGUGUCACAGAGCGAGGGGACUUUCCUGACGGCCUCUUGACGUCCAAGCAAGGCCAAGCUGGUGGAAAACUGAUCAAUCCCUGACGUGCCUCAACCAGCCUCCUUCCUUUUGUUACUGAAGUGUGUUUUCUGGACUUGGAAGCAUUUUUAUGAAUUGAAAUAGUCUAAUAAAUGGUGCUAUGGUGUUUCAAUGUGACUGUCCCCGAUCUUGUCUCCCUGAGGUGCUAUCAACGUUCGAAACCACAACCAACCAAAAACAAGGUGGGCUCCGUCUCUCGGCUUUUCUUUCCUUCUCUUUUGGUGCUGUCUUGGUAGACCUGUUGACCGUGCUGUGUCUGCUCGGAGCAGUGUUCUGGCUUGGUUUUUGUUUUUUUUUUUUUAUUUUAUUUUUGUUUUGUUCCCCUUGGUGGCCAAAGCGAGGCGCGCGGAGAAGGCAGCUUGUUCCUUUGCUCCUUACAAGGACGGCAGUGGCCUGCCUGGCUGGGUAGGCACUGUGGGUUUGUGCUAUCUUCUCAGGCCAUAUUAGAAACGGGGAGGUGGCUUUUAGGAAGGAGAGUCAGGGCCCCUGCCUCUUCUAGUGUGGCAGGUAUUCUCCUGUGGCCCAGGGUGCUAACCCCAGAGGGGGCAGGCUGAGGUCCAGGGGGAGUGUCUUCACCUGGCCCCGGCAGGGACGGGACGGGACGGGCAAGCCUUGGUUCUUGCCGCUCACUGGUAGCUCCUGGUGCUGAGACUAAAGGCAGGUGCUUCCUUGUCCCUCCAAACCACCAAGGCCGCUUUUAGUUGGUGCUAAACUUCUCCUUGUGUCCACAUAAGCUGAUGUAACUUUCAAGAACAACUUGACAGGAAGCUCCAUUUUACAUCAUUCACUGUCACAAUUUUUUUUUAAAUACCUCAAAAACAGGACAUUGUGACAACUUAGAGUCCACGAGGGUAUGAUACCUGAAGGUUGUCUGUUGGAUGGCUUCCUUGACCUUGACACAGCUGGGGUCAUUCUCUCUGCUCAUUCUUCGGCAGUUAAAUGGCAGAGUGCCCAAAGGAAGGAGUGUGGUUGGAUCUUUCUCAUUCUCGAAGUUUUGCUUUUGAAUAAAAUGUGAAUCUCCUUCGCCCAUCUCAUCGAGCUUUCUGUCACGGUGGCUGUCAUUUGAAAACUCCCACACCUGGUCUUAUCUGCUGUCCCCACCAGGCAAACUUCACCACAUACCCUGGACCAAAAUAACACAUCGGAGGUGCGUACCCCAACCCGGGCUCGCAGCCCCUCUUCCGCCAGUCUUUGCAUG